Cylicocyclus nassatus is the source of this 3130-nucleotide messenger RNA. The record is from the annotation of a GenBank genome assembly. NCBI's taxonomy places the organism in Eukaryota, Metazoa, Nematoda, Chromadorea, Rhabditida, Strongylidae.
CAGGUACUCUUCAUGAUCAUAUCGAGAAAUCAAGCUCAGUAAAAUGGAGGAGAUAGUUAUACCAAAAGGGAAGCAACUGCGUUUCCGAUGCAACUUCAAGGACUGCGUGAGAUCCAAAAGUUUCUCAAUAGUUUCUGUAAUGGACCAUUUGGCGCUACAUUUUUCGGAAAUAAGAGGAUCGAAACGAGUCUACAAUUAUUACUGUAAAAAGUGUGGAGUCAACUUCUUCCUGUGCGGUAUGUGUUUAGGAUGCAAAUGCAACGCAAAAGGCGGAGGAGAGCAGUUCGUCCAGCUCAAGGAAGGAAAAAUCACUAUCGAGGACAUUAAGCGCGAAGCGCAGUUCUUCUCUUACGUCCAUAAAUGGAUAGUACCUGUUCUGGAAAACGUGCCAGGAGCACAACCCACAAACAAUAGAAGUACUAAUGGCCAAGCAUCUGCAGACACGGAUAACAGGAGACAAGCAGUCAACGAAGCAUCUGCGGCAUCCCAAGAGCGAAGAUCACGGUCAAGAACACGUCGGCCACCCGUCAGUGAUAUUAGAAGUAUGCAGGCAAAUACGUCGAGAAAAAGGCCAGUUCCGCCUCCUCUUCCACAGAGACGUGUUUCACGUAGCCCUGGUCCAAAUUCACAGAACCAUAUGAAUGUGCAGGAGACGACCAGCGUUGCUCAGGGAAGUUCAACUGCACCCACUGCGAGGCGCUCGAGAUCUACUGUACGGCGACCUCCUGUCAAGAAUCGACAAGAUAGUCUGCUUGAGAACAAUCCUUCUCCUCCCCCGAGGCGGCAGAUCUCUCGCAGUCCUGGGCCAAGGUCGCGAACACCGUCUGGAGAAGAAGGAGAAGCAUAUGACAUGCGAAGUUCCGGAGGCGAAACGUACAGGACUAUGCCGACACCAAUGAUGUCCCCACGCUUUGGAGAGAAUGGUGAUUUAGGGUCUAAUUAUUCGGCUGGUAUGCGGAGCAGAUCUCAGAGUCGUUGUGGUACGCCAGCGAUGAACGGUGAAGGAAGAUAUCCGGCCAAGACCACUGGAGAUGAAGAAGGUCGUACGUCGGCGUCUUGGAAUAGCGCCAUGCCGAUGCCACAGUUGUUCAACAACAUCUAUACUCAACAAAAUUUCUCUUCAUCGUCUGCUUCUUGUAAUUCUCAAAAUGGCCUGCGUGCAUCUGCGGCUGGAACUUCGCAGAAGAAGAGUUCGCAAGAAGAGUCUGGGCAAAGGAAAGAAGUUCGGAAGCAAUCGAAUUCACUGCCUGAACCAGUCCCUCCACCAGUCAUCCCUCCACCAGCCAAGUCGGUUGUAACUUCGUCUCCGCUUGCGGACUUGCUACGUGAGGAGGAUUCACCGCCGCCUCCUAAGACUAGCCAUACAGCAGCUCCUUCAGACGGCCACAGUGGAAUUGCAACGAAUGAUCCAGUUACUCGGCUACCACCUCCUCCGCCACCCCCAGCUUCGUUAGUUGAUGUGAAGCCUUCUUCGGAGACUAGGAGAAGCUCUCUUCCGUCUGCUGCUAAGUCUGACAACGCUACUAAGAGGCGUGCAUCUGGUACAGUUCGAACUGUUAAUAAGAAGAGCAGGCAAGAUAGUCUUCUGGAGGAAAAUCCGCCUCCGCCGACACCUCGGCAUGGCGCACGUAGUCCCGGACCUCUGGCUCCACGAAGCCCUUUUUAUGGCGAGCCUGGGUCGAAAACACCUGCGCACACGCACAACUCAGUGGGUGCGCAUACGCCUGGAUAUGGAUCGACGGAGACGUUUGUCUUCCCAGCACCGGGUACUGCCGCUCAAACCCCAGCUUACGGAUCAGCUACACCGUACUCUUCGCGAUCGCCAAGAUAUAGCGGAGGUUCCCCUGACUACGGGAGUGGUGCUCCUAGUCUGUAUGGAGGACGCACGCCACGAGCAGGAAGUUCCACUCCGUACAAUAGUGGAUAUCGGACUCCAGUGGACCAAGGAUCACAUACACCAUUUUAUCCGCGAACCCCAGCAUACGGAGACCGUUCACCUGCUCGAACACCUAACUAUGGGCCAUCAACACCACGCUACGGUUUGGAUGAUUUUGACGGUAUCCAAAACGGGGGAAAUCGUACACCACGUUCCCGUACUCCGAACAGGUCCUACUUAGAUACUUCAAAUGCGACUACGUCGAAGGAGAAUGGAGACUCAGUUGGUGCUGGCUAUACGCCUCUGAGAAUUCCGGAGAGAUAUGCGGAUGGAACCCCGCGAUCACCUCGCUAUGAAGAUGAUGAGGAAGAGCAAAUACCAUUGUACCAGCGCAGCCCGAGAUAUGCUGGAAAUGACAAUGGUGGAGAUGUAACAUGCCAAUCUACGGAUCCGUUGAGCCUGAACAGUCGAGCGAAAACACCACCUCCACCGUCUAAAUCACCUCCCCAUCCUAAUCCGCCAGCUGUGAAUGGAUUUGGCAAUACUUCACAACAGACAAUGCCACCAUUCGCUCAAUCGUUUCCGUUCACGGCACCUUUCGGUCAGAACUGGGGAGCUCCACCGUUCAACCCAUUCGCGCUGCCCUCCGCUGUCCCACCCCCACCUCCUCCACAGCAACCUUCCUCAUCAAAUGGUAUUCGGUCGCAAACAUCUAGCACCGCUCCAAAUAGGCUGAAAGAGUCGAAUCAUGUGACAAAAUCAUCUGCUCCACCGCAGCGUGCUGGUGGCUCAAAUCCCACUCCUGUGACAAAAUUAUCCGCUCCACCGCAGCGUGCUGGCGGAUCAAAGUUUAUCAAUGCUCCACCACCUGCAAAGAACAAAGCUGCACCAACUUCGAAACCUAGAAGAGAAAGAAAACGGAGGCGUUCUUACGAUCGCUCUGAUUCCGACUAAUACAUUCAUGACAGAUUCAUGUGCAUUUCUCUGACUUUUGUAAUCACCGCACUGGGUGCCGUACAGUUACCAUGUGGCCUUUUAUUAUAAACCUCAAUCUGGCCUUUCUCCAGCUCCAUGUUCUCACGUUCCUGCCUCUAUAUGUUACAAAUGGAUUUUUUCCAAAGAGAAUUCGGUUUGCUCGCAUCUCAUUUUAGCAACUUUGCGUAAUAUAUUGCGGCUGGUAAAGAUACUCUUAGGAAAAACAUAGUCCUUGCUAGUUGCUUUCCAGCAAUAUCAGAAAAAGCUAGAUGCAGCAAC